GUCAGUUUGCUUGUUUAUCCACUUGUCAAGUCUACUUGUGAACGCGGCUCCAUCUGUCAAGUCCUCUGUUUGACUUCACACAAAAGCAGAGGAAGAGAGCAGAGAGAGUGAAGCACGGGCACACUCAAACCGAGAAUGUCGACCAAAGAGGAACAAGUUCCCGCCGGCGAGCCCUCAUCGGAACCGCGCCGGAGAAAGAAUCGGAGCGGCGACCCCGCCGCCGUUCCAGAAGGAGAAAGGCCGUACAAGAGAAUCCACAUCCCGGAAUUCUGCCUCCCAGCAAUUGCCUACCUCAAGCGCGAUCUGGGCUUCGGAAACGAUCUCCAGAUCAUCCCUUGGCUCCUCGAACAGAUCCGGUUCCCGCCAUGCGAAUCGUCGGCCACCGUGAAUUUCGUUCCCAGACCAAUGUCCCCGCCAGGCCGCGGGGGUUCGUCGGCUGGGCAGCGGCUUUCGGUGAGAGUGACAGUAGUUCAAGCUUCCACAGUGGUUUUCGAUACCCCAUCUACUUUAGUUAAGGCGGAGCAACUGAUCAGCCUUGCUGCUGAUAAAGGGUCGCAAUUGAUUGUGUUCCCAGAAGCAUUCGUCGGUGGGUAUCCGCGGUUCUUGUUCUCCGAUGACUCCGGUACGAAGGAGGUGCCGUUCGGCGAUGAUGAUCGGCUCAAGUAUCGCGCCUCGGCCGUUGAUUUGUCAGGUCCUGAAGUUGAGAGGCUGUCACAAAUGGCUGCAAAAUACCAGGUCAGUAUGGUAAUGGGAGUGGUGGAGAGAAGUGGAACAAAUCUCUACAGCACAGUAAUCUUCUUGGAUUCACAAGGCAAGCUUCAAGGCAGCCACAGAAAGUCGAUCAUACUGCAAUCAGAAUCCCCCCUUUGGUCACCCGGAGAAAUCCUAUCAUCAUCAACAUCAUCAUCCCUUGUUCUCCCGCUCUAUGCCACAUCAUCAGCUGGCAGAAUCGGUGGCCUAAUCUCAUCCGACAACAGGCUGCCGCUGUUGAGAAGCAUGCUCUACGAGAGAGGUAUCCAAAUCUACUGCGCUCCCACGGCAGAUGCCACCGAGGUAUGGAAGGCCUCCAUGACCCACAUUGCAGUCGAAGGCAGCUGCUUCGUGCUCUCUGCCAACCAGUUCUGUCGACAAAGUGAUUAUCACCGAUACUGUAUAGAGGAGGAGGAGGAGAAAGAUGAUGCUGUGGUGUCACCUGGGGGUAGCGUCAUUGUUUCGCCACGUGGAGAAAUCAUGGAGGGCCCUCGUUACCAUGGGGAAUAUGUUCUCUCCACUGAUCUUGAUUUCGGGGAGAUUGAUCGUGCCAAGGCGGAAUUUGGUAGAGUAGGGAUCGGUAUGGGGCCGAACCAUGCUGGUUGGAUGACUAAAGCAACAGCUAACAGGGACUCCCUGCAGUCUAAAUGAAGGGUAGUAAGUUCAAGAAAAAGGACCUGGAAAGUGGAAUGUGGAGAAGAACCUUUAGGUGUAGCUAAAAGGCUGCUUGUACAUAGUUUUGUGGGCAGCCACUUUUGGGCCAAAUCAUGGAAAAUAUAGCAUUCUGCUUCAGAAGUUCACUGUGCAUGUUACCAAGCAAUCUAUGGUACAUAGAAAUUCAGGUUUGAAUCCUUCCUUCCUUACCUAGACUGUUUACUCGCAUUUGAAGACAUGAAUGGUGGAAGAAUUAGAUUAGGGUUUGAAAUAGGACAUUAGGACUUGGUUUGUGCUUAAAUUGGUCUCCGUUCCCUUGAGGGAUCAUCCAAUCCUAUAUGGCACUAGUUCGUUCCGAGUUUACGUGUUAAACACGCUUGCAACUCCAUGUACAAACUCGAAUAAACUCUUUCCGACUUGCAAGUUGCAACACCAACUCUCAACACAUGACCAAACAUGCGUAUUAGAGAUCCAAUCUGUUCACUAAUUGGAAAUUGUCGGCUCGAUCUAACCGACGUGUGAUUUUAGUGACAUUAUAAACGUAUUUUGCCGUCAUCAUAUUCACUCGAUUAUGUAAUUGUAGUUAUUAUGUAAAUAUUGAUGUAUGGAUGACCAAUGACCUACCACAUUAGAUGCUCACUUGGGAGUUACAUAUAACCUCUAUUUCUACAUUAUUAUCUCUCAUUCAUAUGCAUUGAUAUAAGGAUGUAGUGGUUACCAAAGUGUGCCUAUAAAUAUAGCACACCAUUGUAUCAAAAGAGAAGAAUGAAUAAGAAGAACUCUUCCCCUCUCUUCUCUUGUGUCUUUUCCUCUCUAAUCUUCUCUUGUAGUUGUUUAUAUUUUCAUUAGUUUCAUAACACGUUAUCAGCACGAAGCUCUGCCAAAAUUAUCAUUGGUCAAAUACUCUCGACAUAAUCUAAGAUAUUGGAGUAAGAUCACAAUAUGAUCAAGGUAUAUAAAUCUCAUCUCCUUUCUUAUCUUAUUGUCUUAUUUGUGUUGAGAUUAUCUCAUUUUAAUAUAUCAAGAUGGGUGCUACUUCUCAUAUCCAUUGAUAUUUUAUCACGUCGAUCUAUUUGGAUUAACAAGAAAAGUAAUAUAAGUGAUGAGUUAAUUUCUCAGUUCUCUGUGUUAUCCUAUUCUUAUCAAUCAUACAUUGAUAUGUAGAAAAUGCAAGUUCCAAGAGCCCAUAUAUUCCCCAGAAGUGGAAAUUGAAGAAUCCAAGGGCAAAGAAAGAAGUGGACAUGGUAACAAGAAGAUUGGUUUUGUAUGUUACCAAUGUAAUGGAAAAUUGCAUUUGUCCCGUACCCGUUGUACGCAAAAGACCUGAUUCUACCAAAAAUCAAAGGGAAAAGCUAAUUCAUAUACGCUCCUGCAAUAUCAAUAUUAUGGAACAUAUUUUUUGUAUUAUAAGUUGGUAUAUUCUCCAUUAAAGAUGAAAAUGAUAUUGCACUUGAGACAUUUUCAUUCCCAGAAGUGAAUGAAACAAUCUAUUCCCCGAAGUGAAUGGAGCUAUAAACAUGAUUGUAUAUAUGCUAAAUGUAUUGUUUGGAUCUUUUCACCAGAAGUGAGAAAAGAGAAGAAUUAUAAAUAAGGAUGAAAUAACAAUUGCAUUAUCAAAGUCAUGAUAAUGUAAUGUACCUGUUGUACAUUGAAAUGCAUAAUGGAACGCAUAUAUAAAUUUAAAAUCACCUAGUUAGUGAUGAUAUUGUUCCAAAUAAAGCUUAUUUAAAGUU
Linum trigynum is the source of this 3137-nucleotide messenger RNA. NCBI's taxonomy places the organism in Eukaryota, Viridiplantae, Streptophyta, Magnoliopsida, Malpighiales, Linaceae. The record is from the annotation of a GenBank genome assembly.